This is a messenger RNA of Cyphomyrmex costatus, 366 nucleotides long. RefSeq names its product cytochrome c oxidase assembly factor 4 homolog, mitochondrial. Gene Ontology annotation, biological process: mitochondrial respiratory chain complex IV assembly. The transcript has 3 exons. The record is from RefSeq and is a predicted model, not a curated record. NCBI's taxonomy places the organism in Eukaryota, Metazoa, Arthropoda, Insecta, Hymenoptera, Formicidae. The coding region runs from base 122 to 328 and encodes 68 amino acids. Gene Ontology annotation, cellular component: mitochondrial intermembrane space.
GAAAUUUACAGUCGUGGUAACAAACGUUGAUAUUUAAAAUUAAGCAUGAUUCCUCUCAAUCAUCCAUAUAAUCUAGCGUUACAAUUCAAAUUUCUUUCCAUCUAAGCACUGGUAGAUCGUAAUGACCACAUCAUUGAAUACUGGUACUGAGAAAGAAAUUGAAGAUCCCGUUGAGCGGAUAUUGAAGAAAACCGGUUGCAUAGAAUUACACUAUCAAGUUCAAGAGUGCAUAGCAGAGCAUCAGGACUGGAGAAAAUGUCAAAAUGAAGUAAAAAAGUUUAAGGAAUGCAUGGCUAAACAUACAAAGCAGCAAGAACAAAGAUAUUAAUAAUACUUUGAUUAAAAAAAGAUUAUGAAAAGAUGAGG